This is a messenger RNA of Aspergillus niger, 1626 nucleotides long. RefSeq lists its product as uncharacterized. Gene Ontology annotation, cellular component: plasma membrane. Lineage: Eukaryota; Fungi; Ascomycota; Eurotiomycetes; Eurotiales; Aspergillaceae. Gene Ontology annotation, molecular function: transmembrane transporter activity. The record is from RefSeq and is a predicted model, not a curated record. Gene Ontology annotation, biological process: transmembrane transport. The coding region runs from base 1 to 1626 and encodes 541 amino acids. The transcript is spliced from 10 exons.
AUGGCCUCAGACUGUGCAGAUAAGCAAUCGGAUGAAACCUUCGAGUGGCACGGCUUGGGAGCCACCAUGGAUCGGACAAUCAUGCUAAGCAAUGCCCAGCCUGUCAGGCUAUCUGACUUGCGGAUUAGGCCGAAAUGGGUAGGAUUUGUCCGACCCGUCCCAUUUUCCUCGCUAAUGCUAGAUGACCGCUCUCCUCAGCCCGGACCCGGAUUGAAACCUGAGGACCACAUUGAAGCGCUUCCCUCGGACCUCCCUGUUCUUACCACAACCACGGAGCGCAGGCUCUUGGCCAAGAUUGACUGGCACAUCGUCCCAUGUCUCUGUGUUCUGUAUCUACUUGCUUUCCUGGAUCGUAAUGCGGCCGUACUCGGGCUCGAAACGGAUCUCAACAUCGCGACUGGAACGAAGUACAAUACCGCACUCACUAUAUUCUUCGUGCCCUACGUUAUAUUCGAGAUCCCGUCCAAUAUCUUGCUGAAGAAACUGAAACCUCAUGUAUGGUGGCUUAGUCUCAAACUGGGGUGGACUGAUGACUACACGCUGGUUCCUGGGUAUGAAGGCAUCCACAUCCAACGACACAUAGCUAAUAUCGACACAGGGAUGUUUGAAACGGGCAUGUUCCCUGGAUGCUUCUAUCUUUUGGGCAUGUGGUAUAAGCGUAGUGAGGCACAGAAGCGCUUUAGUUUCUUCUUCAGCUCGACCACAUUGGCGGGCGCCUUCGGCGGCCUGCUUGCCAGCGGUCUAGGGGAGAUGGCCGGGCUCCGAGGUUACGGGGGCUGGCGCUGGGUUUUCAUCAUUGAGGGAGUUAUCACCUGCGUGGUUGCCAUUGUCUGGUUCUUCAUAAUCCCCGGGUUCCCAGAGGAUGUCAAGUGGCUUAAUGAGGAAGAGCGAAUGUACAUCCGGGCUAAGCUGGCUCGUGAUGCAGGAAAAGCUGGGCAUGAUGCUCGUAUGGGUUGGCGCGAUGUGUUGGCUGUGUUCAAGGACUGUUGUCACAGCAUAUGGGUAACAAGCUCAGGAUAUGCUUUCUUUGCCCCGACUAUUAUCAAGACCUAUGGCUACGGAACCAUCCUAACGCAACUGUACUCGAUCCCACCGUGGGCAGCAGCGUUUGCAUUUUCGAUGAUAAUUGCAACAUUUUCGGAUCUAACCAGACACCGGUUGGCUUUCACUUUGAUUCCUACAGCCAUCGCCAUGGCUGGAUUUGGAAUACUAUUGAAUGUACACGGAGAGGCUCACCGACACGUCCAAUACGGCGCGCUCUUCAUGGUGACCUGUGGCUGCUAUAGUGCGAUGCCGGUUAUCGUAUGCUGGUUUGCUAUGAACCUAGGGGGUCAUCGCAGGCGGAGCGUGGGCACGGCAUGGCAGGUUGGGUUCGGUAACACGGGAGGUAUCAUCUCCACAUAUGCAUUUCUAGCCAAAGAUGCGCCUGAAUAUCGGAAUGGUUACAUUAUCAGUCUGUCCUUUAUCUGCUUCUCUGCGGCCUGCUGCAUUGGAUACUUUGUGGCUCUCUGGACGGAGAACAAGCGACGAGACCGGGUCAUGGCCAAUGGCGCCCCAGCGGAGCUGCGAGCAGAUGAAGAAGAGGUACAGGGAGAUCUGGCGGUGACCUACCGCUACGGCUACUAA